AUGACACGUCCGAGUGUUCCGGCAGCAUUGAACCGCUUGUGCAAUUGCGUGUUGGUGCAUGUCUCGUGCAGCUACGCAUGGUCUUCUCGCUUUGUGGACUGUGGUCAGGCCACUGUUGGCAGCGUCGACGAGCGCGUGGAGAGCUUGGAAGCGAUUGUGAAGGUCAUACAAGAGACCCUCAAGGCGCACAACGCAAGGAGCCUGAAGAGUGUGGACGUGGACAGCGAAGAUACAGCGCGAGUACUGGGACCAAAGUGGGGACAAGAAGCCUCAGGCCCCUCGCCCCUCCGACCUCCAGAAGAUGAUGAUGUCUCAGAGAUCUUGGAAGGGGUGCUUGUCGGAGAAGGUGCAGACAACAACAACAUGAACAAGGAGAACACGUCACCUUUGAAACCGCGGACCGGACGCGGUCAGAGGAAAACGAUCUCCACGGCCAAGGUCACCCAAAUCAACGAGCGAACCUUGGACACGCAGACGCAGGAGUAUUACUCCUUUGGAGAAUCCACGUGGGACCUGUUCAUGUUCAUCGGCACUGGUGCUCUGGGACCGUUGGGCUCCCUGCAAACCUUCGUUUUGGCGAUCGUAAACGUCGUCAUGCAAGGAAUUUUCGUUGGCAUCGCCUUGUUCAACUUCACCGACCCGGAUAUCACUCCGCAAACCAUCGAGGACACUCUUCGCUGGCGACGGUCUUCAGGACAUUCGCUUUCUCAGUAUGAUGAUGUCUCGAAGUCCUCCUUGGUGGCACGUGUCUGCCAGUUGGACAAGUCGCUGCCUGUUUCUGGCAUCCAAAUGAGCAUGUACGAGAACAUUCGAAAGUACAUCAAGCCUGAAGCGGUGGGUGUGGAACGGUUCUUCACGGGACAGGUCCUUUGUCUGGUGGCACUGAUCUGCUGGUACCUCAUGGUCGCCAAGGAGGUGAGCCACGCACUUGCCCUGCAUCGUGGCAUCGCCUCGGUCAAUCGCGGCCCGACCACGCUCCUCACAAGAGAGAAUCCGUUCACGCAGGUGACACACUACAGGCUCACGGCGGUUUCGCGGCGCCGAAAGGUGAUCAGUGCACUUCUCCUAGCUUAUCGAAUGGUUGCUGCUGGCCUGUUGAUCUAUGUCGGGACCUUCUUCUUGGUUUACACUGUCAAUGUCACAGAGCUCAUCCUGAAUGCAGUUGCGCUCGGCAUCAUCUUAGACAUUGAUGAUCUACUUUUCGAUGCUCUGGCUACAACACCUGGCCGACAUCUGGUCCACCAGCUGGACUCGUUGCCCAUGCCGUCCUUCCCUCGGUUUCGAGGAGCCGACGCAAAGUCGAUGAGCAUGAGUUUCCUGAUCCCAGGUCUCACUAUACUGAUUUACUUUACGAUGCUGGCUCCCAUUGUUCAGACCCUUACAGACGUGUCAACUGCGAUGUGCGGCGGGGCACAUGAGUUCGUCUGGACGCUCGACAAGCGCAGGGUCGUGCUGAUGUCCCCGACGACCGGUGGUGGUUGGGACAACCUCUCUGGCUCCAUCCAGUACCUGGCCGUAGAUGAGGCAGAGGGUUUGCCGACAGUCGACGGUAUCCCCAAUCUGGAGGCUAUCCAAGAGACGGAGUACGGAUUUUGGGUGAGAGAGGUGAGCAGAUUGACAGACGCCUCUGUUCUAUCCUUGGACGAAACCGUGGAUGCCUACAAUCCCGACUGUGGAGACAUCGGCAACCAGGAGCCGAUCCUGAACUACUUGAGGAAUGCGGUGGGGAACCAGAGUCUUCGAGGCUGCGCUGAUGCAAAGCCAUACUGCGACUCCAUAACCAAGAUGCCGGGUUGGACAAACGAUGGUGGAGCUGGCUUCACAGUGCGAAUGUUUUGCUCGGAAACUUGUGGCUGCACUGAUCCAGGGGGCGAAAGUCUACAUAUCGAGGGCUGUCCAUACGGCAAGGGCCGCCCGUGCUGGAAAACAGCAGCUUUCGAGGAUGCAGUCGUCACCGCGGUGUGCAAAGAAAAGAGCGCGGAGGAACUGCGAAACUUCACGCCGUGGAUCAGCUGGGUGAACACCAUCGAGGCAUUCAGCCAGGAGGAGGGCAGCCUGAUGGGGAAGCCCGAGGCAGCCCGCUUGGCACAGGCUAUGUGGGAGCACGGAUGUGGCUUCGCCGCGAAUCUAUCAGCAGAGAACAUCAGCUGGGGCACGUGUGAUCAGUGGAACACCACUUUCGAUUGGCACUGGAAGACUGUCUCAUACUACUGCCCCACGUCUUGUUCCUGUGGCUGGGACAGUCCUGCAGAGAGCACCUGUCCGUUGCCGCUGGGGCGGACUUGCGACGACCUAGAGGAUUGUCUGUUUGCCAACAACCAGUACUACUGUCCCGAGAAUGCACCAACGAUCAAAGGCAGCCUCGUCCUGGACAUAAGCAAUCCUGUGUUGAUGAUUCCGCAUGUGGAUUCCGUGGGCAUCGCCAUCCAGGAGCUGGUUGCUCAGCUUGCUGGAAAUGGUGUUGAGCCGUGGAUGGUCUACCCCUCAGAAGUCGGCGGCAUUCCGGGUCUUGGAAGACGCCUCGCAAUGGUGCAGUUGGAGUUUCAGAUCUACCAGAUCGGGGGCAACAUGGACGAAAACGAUAUCAAGAAGAACCUCCAAGACGGUGAAUCCAGCCAGAUGACUUCCAUAUUCAUCACCGCCUUGGACGGUAUGGGUGUCGAGACAGGCGCUUGGGGCCCCUCGAUCAACAUCACAGCUUCCACAGGGCAUGCAUUGGUAGCGGCUCUGGAACUGGUACUGGCACUGGAAGUGGCAGUGGAAGUGGCUCUGGAAGUAGCCAAGAUGGUGGAGAUGGUCCGAGUGGAGACGGCACUGGUGGAGAUGGCGAUGACGGUUCUGGCGACGAUGCAGGUGAUUCUGGCGACGGCAGUGGAAGCGGCAGCGGCUCAAGCGGCAGCGGCAGUGGCCCAAGCGGAAGUGGUCCUAGCGGGGAUGGAGAUGAUGGUUCAGGUGACGACACUGGCAGUGGCAGUGGGCCUGGCAGUGGCAGCGGCCCCAGCGGAGAUGGAGAUGAUGGUUCUGGUGAUGAUACUGGUGGUGGCAGUGGCCCCAGCGGCAGUGGCACCAGUGGGGAUGGAGGUGAUGGUUCUGGCGGCGACACUGGCAGUGGCAGCGGCCCAAGUGGGGAUGGAGGUGAUGGUUCUGGUGACGACACUGGCAGUGGCAGCGGCCCAAGUGGGGAUGGAGGUGAUGGUUCUGGUGACGACACUGGCAGUGGCAGUGGCUCCAGUGGCAGCGGCAGUGGCACCGGCAGUGGUUCUGGCACUGGUACUGGCAGUGGUUCUGGUAGCGACACUGGCAGUGGCAGCGGCUCCAGUGGCAGCGGCACCGGUCCUGGUACUGGUACUGGUAGUGGCCCGGGUGGAAGAUAGUCAAGCCCAGAGGCACGAGACGACUUCCCUGCAUCUGGGCCUUGUAACCAGGAGUGCUUCUUUCAUCGCUGCUGACAGCCUGGUGGUUUGA
This is a messenger RNA of Symbiodinium sp. CCMP2592, 3465 nucleotides long. Lineage: Eukaryota; Dinophyceae; Suessiales; Symbiodiniaceae. The record is from the annotation of a GenBank genome assembly.